AUGGGCUCUACACAGUUUGGCAACUUUCAAGACUUCUGUCGAGAUUCCACUCUACCAAUCUGCAACAUUCUUACCGACAACAAUCAACCCCCAGGCAUCAACUAUGUCACAGCAAAUGCUGGCUGCGUCUUGCGCGGCAUCAACCUCAGCAACAACCGAAACCUGGCCAAUCUAGGGUCCAUAUUGAUCGCCGCCAUUGCUAUCAUCGUCACACUCUUUCUCUUAUGGAGGGCCGAUCGCAAAGCCGCCGCUGUAGGUCGUCGAGAAAUGCAACUCUUCCUGCUCUGUUAUGUGGUGAUCGAAAUCUGUGAAAUAUUCACCGUCGGCGGAUUCCCCCUCGACAGCAACGUGAGGAAAGGCUUUACCGCGGUUCAUAUAGCGACAAUCACGGCAGGCACAUGGAUCCUCUUGAUGAACGCGCUUGUGGGUUAUCAAUUCCUUGAUGACGGUACUCCCUUGUCAAUAGCUUUGAUUGGAGGGACUUCGCUCGCUCUAUUCAUUGGCACGGGUUACGUCGCUCUCGACACCGCAUUCAACUGGACUGGCUAUUGGCAAGAUGAUUCCUAUGGUCCGCUGCACCGGAACAUUGCAUUGUACGUGCUCUAUCAGCUGGCUCCGCUGGUCUUUAUCUUCCUCUACUUCGUCCUGGAAUCGGUCCUUGUACUCCGGGUCCUCGGCGAAAGGACUCCCAUGAAGUAUCUCGGUGCAGCAGCCCUCUUGUUUGCAAUAGGUCAAAUCUUCCAAUACGUCAUCUCGGUGCAUCUAUGCAAUGCAGCUGAUGGCAAGAUCAACGGCGCUCUUUUUGAGACACUGUUUACUCUCUUGAGUGUGGUGGCCAUCUUUGUGUUCUGGUCAUCCAUCACGGAAGAUGACUGGCCGAUUCAAUGA
Exophiala bonariae is the source of this 888-nucleotide messenger RNA. RefSeq lists its product as uncharacterized. Gene Ontology annotation, biological process: protein folding. Gene Ontology annotation, cellular component: endoplasmic reticulum membrane. Lineage: Eukaryota; Fungi; Ascomycota; Eurotiomycetes; Chaetothyriales; Herpotrichiellaceae. Bases 1 to 888 code for a protein of 295 amino acids. The transcript has 3 exons. The record is from RefSeq and is a predicted model, not a curated record.